UGUUUGUAUAAUUUGCCUUAUGGUGACCAGAUGUCUUCAAGUGAAAGUGGUGACAGUAGUGAUGAUGACGAUCAAUUUUUUUCUUUCAUUCAAAGUGGUGCAAAACUUGCUGAGGCUUACGUGAGCCUUUAUAUGGACAAGGCAGCACCAAGGAUAUCACAGCUGAGUGGAAUGGGAUGGGUGACUGAGACCAUAAACACUCCAGGCGAAUGCCACAGAAUGUUUCGGAUGAAUGAGCGCAUCUUUCUGGAUCUUCAUGAUAAGUUGACUAUUCGUUAUGGUUUGAAACCAUCUAAGUUCAUAAAUACUUAUGAAUCACUUGCAAUAUUUUUAUUUAUCUGUGGUGGCUGUGAGUCAAAUAGAAAAGGGCAAAACAGGUUCAAGCAUUCUGGUGAAACCAUUAGUAGGAAAUUUCAUGAAGUUCUUGAUUGUGUGAUUGCAAUGGCUAAGGAUUAUAUAAGACCACUUGAUCCCAAUUUUCGGUCAGUUCACAAAAGAAUUAGAAAUGACAAAAGAGCAUGGCCACAUUUGAAGGAUUGCAUAGGAGCACUAGAUGGAACUCAUAUUCUAGUGUCUCUGUCACCUGACGAACAAGUUAGAUACAUUGGAAAGACAAAAGUUCCUACGCAAAAUGUGCUUGCCAUUUGUGAUUUUGAUAUGCGUUUCACAUAUGUGUCUGCGGGGCAACCAGGGGCUUAUCAUGACACAAGUGUACUGUACCAUGCAAUGGAAGUGGACAAGCAAGCCUUCCCGCAUCCUCCAGAAGGCAAAUACUAUGUUGUGGAUGCGGGGUAUCCGAAUCGUCCAGGAUACUUAUCUCCAUACAAGGGUGAAAGAUACCAUUUACCAGAGUGGCAUCGAGGUAUGGAACCAAAUACUCCAACAGAAAAGUUCAAUCGGAUUCAUUCAUCUGUUCGUAAUGUGAUUGAACGUUCGUUUGGACUAUUGAAGAUGAAAUGGCCAAUUCUUUAUAAGAUGCCCCAUUUUUCCAUGCUAACACAAAAGAAGGUUGUAGCUGCUUGCAUGGUUUGCCACAAUUUCAUACGUGAGCAUGCUAGUGGGGAUGUGGACUUUGCUAGAUUUGAUCGAGAUCCGAACUUUGUGCCAACUAUCCCGGAAAGAUACAACAACGGCUCCGGGCAGCAUCAGCAGCAGCAACAUGGAGGCACGGAGCAGCAGCUGCAGGUGGUGGCGCAGCCCGGGGAGCUGAGGAAGCAGACGCUCGCGCCCAAGCAGAGCUCCAACAAGGACCGCCACACCAAGGUCGACGGCAGGGGUCGCCGGAUCCUGAUGCCCGCGCAGUGUGCUGCGCGGAUCUUCCAUCUCGCGCGGGGGCUCGGCCAGUCCGACGGCGAGACCGUGCAGUGGCUGCUGCAGAAGGCCGAGCCGGCCAUCGACGCCGCCACCGACACCGACACCAUGCAUCCCGUUCACGCCUUCGCCGUCCACUACAUCCUCUCCGCCCCCCACAUCGCCGCCUCCGUCGUCGACCCCGGCUCCAGCGACCUCCACUGCAUCCCCUCAGACAGCUACUUCUUCGGCGUUGGAUCGACGAUGCUGCCUCCAUCUGGGAUAUCGGUUCAAGCUUCUUCUACCUCCGACAACGUCAACAACUUCAUCUUUCGGUUGCCGGAAUAUGUCUUCUUAGAUGGCUUAUCCGAUUCCCCUCCAACCGUCGCUUUGCGCGGUCAAUCCAUCUGGGUGCACGCGUCCUGGACGCUCUGCGUAUUCCCCUCGCUGGCAUGCAAGUCUAUCUCGUCGCCUUAG
Messenger RNA from Sorghum bicolor (sorghum), 1767 nucleotides. RefSeq lists its product as uncharacterized. Lineage: Eukaryota; Viridiplantae; Streptophyta; Magnoliopsida; Poales; Poaceae. The transcript is spliced from 4 exons. The record is from RefSeq and is a predicted model, not a curated record. Bases 31 to 1767 code for a protein of 578 amino acids.